Molecule: messenger RNA, 1848 nt
Organism: Guyanagaster necrorhizus
Lineage: Eukaryota; Fungi; Basidiomycota; Agaricomycetes; Agaricales; Physalacriaceae
Product: CK1/CK1/CK1-G protein kinase
Exons: 10
Coding region: 127-1575 (482 amino acids)
Biological process (GO): protein phosphorylation
Molecular function (GO): protein kinase activity; ATP binding
Source: RefSeq, a predicted model, not a curated record
UGACGAUAUGUACCAUCCGUGACACCGAGACCCUGAGCGACCUUGCUCCUUCCUUCCUUGUACUCCGCCACCUUAAUAGGCCAUCCGGCCCUAUUUUCACUCCUUUUCCUUCCCCAAACGUCGACGAUGUCCUCUCAUACCCACUCGUCCUCCACCGCCAACGUCGUCGGCGUCCACUAUCGCGUUGGCAAGAAAAUCGGGGAAGGCUCCUUCGGUGUCAUCUUCGAGGGGACCAACUUGCUCAAUUCUCAGACCGUCGCCAUCAAAUUCGAACCCCGGAAAGCUGAAGCGCCUCAGCUCCGUGAUGAAUGUCGGUCGUAUCGUAUACUGUCGGGCUGCACUGGAAUCCCUCAAAUAUAUCAUUUCGGUCAGGAAGGUCUCCAUAAUAUCUUGGUGAUAGACCUUCUUGGUCCAAGUCUAGAGGAUCUCUUUGACAUGUGCGGUCGCAAAUUCUCAAUCAAGACCGUAUGUAUGGCUGCCCGGCAAAUGCUUACAAGAGUGCAGACGAUCCAUGAAAAGAAUCUCAUAUAUCGUGAUAUUAAACCAGAUAAUUUUUUGAUUGGCCGACCUGGCACCAAAGGAGCAAACGUCAUACAUGUUGUCGACUUUGGCAUGGCUAAACAAUACCGCGAUCCCAAGACGAAACAGCACAUACCGUAUCGGGAACGGAAGAGUUUGAGCGGAACUGCGCGAUACAUGAGCAUCAACACCCAUCUGGGCAGAGAACAAUCACGACGAGACGAUCUAGAAGCCUUGGGCCAUGUCUUCAUGUACUUCCUAAGAGGAAGCUUACCAUGGCAGGGGCUUAAGGCCGCGACGAAUAAGCAAAAGUACGAGAAGAUUGGAGAGAAGAAGCAGACGACACCCAUCAAAGAGUUGUGCGAAGGCUUCCCCGAGGAGUUCGGAAUAUAUCUGAACUAUGUCCGCAAGCUGGGAUUUGAGGAAGCGCCUGAUUAUGAAUUCCUUCGCGAACUUUUUUCCAAAGUUAUCAAGACCAAUAACGACACUGAUGAUGGAGUCUUUGAUUGGAACUUACUAAAUGCUGGAAAGGGCUGGGAAGCAUCAGCGGGCCAGCAAACCCAAAUAUUGACGCAAAUGCAAAACGCCGGCCUUAGCCCGGACCGUCGACGCGAGCACCGCGACUCCGACCGACGGAGAGUUUCGCAGGGUGGAAACAUCGCACCUCCCUCACCGGCCCUUGUCAGACACGGUUCGAAGCAGCGCAAAAUACCCACCGCCCUUACACCUGGCGGAAAUAACACGGGCCAGAUCACACCCCACUCUGCUGCCGCCCAGGUUAACAUACCUGUGGGCUCAGGCCGAGGCGCACAACAUCCCUACGCCAAUGUUUCGGGUGGUGGCUAUGAUUAUGGGCGGGAAGCAGAUGAGGGUUAUAUGGGGCAGUAUGGACGAGCGUCGCCGAUGCUGUCAAGCGUAGGUGCUGCUCCGCCGGUGGUGAGUAAUGCACGAGCAAGGGGAGGCGACGUUGGUGUAUCAGGGGAGUAUGGCCAGGAAGUGGACGAACCACCGCACAAGAUGACUUUACUUAGGAUUCUAACGUGUCGGUGUGGUUAAGGACCUUCAUAAUGAUUGUUGUUCUUUUUUUCCCUUUCUCCUUGCAUUGCUCUCAUACCUUUGGCAUAUCAUCAGUCCAUUCCUUUCUUUAUACCCAUUUUAUCUGACUUGCCUAAUUUCAUGCUCUACGUAGGUUUUAUGGUGCUGUUGCUGGCACGGUAUCAGGGAUUAUUUUUUACGAGGCAGGAUAAUUGAAUGACGCAUCUAGCCAUGAUUCCGUAGAGCGAGAUCUCAAACGCCACACUAACAAUGAAGGAGGAACAUACGACAUAA